Molecule: messenger RNA, 444 nt
Organism: Ochotona curzoniae (black-lipped pika)
Lineage: Eukaryota; Metazoa; Chordata; Mammalia; Lagomorpha; Ochotonidae
Product: protein phosphatase 1 regulatory subunit 14A
Exons: 4
Coding region: 1-444 (147 amino acids)
Biological process (GO): regulation of phosphorylation
Cellular component (GO): cytoplasm
Molecular function (GO): protein serine/threonine phosphatase inhibitor activity
Source: RefSeq, a predicted model, not a curated record
AUGGCAGCGCAGCGGCUGGGCAAGCGGGUGCUGAGCAAGCUGCAGGCUCCGUCGCGGGCCCGCGGGCCGGGGGGCAGCCCAGGAGGGCUGCAGAAAAGGCACGCGCGAGUCACGGUCAAGUACGACCGGCGCGAGCUGCAGCGGCGGCUGGACGUGGAGAAGUGGAUCGACGGGCGCUUGGAGGAGCUGUACCGCGGCAGGGAGGCGGAUAUGCCUGACGAGGUAAACAUUGAUGAGCUGCUGGAACUGGACAGUGAGGAGGAGAGGAGCCGGAAGGUCCAGGGACUCCUGAAAUCGUGCACGAACCCCACAGAGGACUUCGUCCAAGAGCUGCUGACCAAGCUGCGAGGCCUCCACAAGCAGCCGGGUCUCCGCCAGCCCAGCCCCUCUGAUGAAGGCAGCCCACGCCCCCUGCAGGACCGCGCGCCGACUGCGCCCCCCUGA